AUGCGUUCUCCAUACCCAAAGAUGGUUGAAAGGGAAGAGGACACAAAAGAGAGCGCGCUCGACCAGGAUAAAUCGACUCCUCAUUUCGACGCCAGCAUGAAGACGUCACCGUCUGGAGGCGGUAUGCUUGCCAUUGGUCUUUUUGGCAGACCAGUUAACGACAUCUCCACUUGGAAACCAACCGAAUGGCUUUCUAGUCCCUGGAGUUUCAUAGUACCGACAAAAGACGGCGAAAAGGCCGCGUGA
Colletotrichum lupini is the source of this 246-nucleotide messenger RNA. RefSeq lists its product as uncharacterized. NCBI's taxonomy places the organism in Eukaryota, Fungi, Ascomycota, Sordariomycetes, Glomerellales, Glomerellaceae. Bases 1 to 246 code for a protein of 81 amino acids. The record is from RefSeq and is a predicted model, not a curated record. The transcript has 2 exons.